This is a messenger RNA of Alosa alosa (allis shad), 3413 nucleotides long. Its product is annotated as zinc finger protein 737-like. Lineage: Eukaryota; Metazoa; Chordata; Actinopteri; Clupeiformes; Clupeidae. Gene Ontology annotation, molecular function: RNA polymerase II cis-regulatory region sequence-specific DNA binding; DNA-binding transcription activator activity, RNA polymerase II-specific. Gene Ontology annotation, cellular component: nucleus. The transcript has 4 exons. The coding region runs from base 446 to 2593 and encodes 715 amino acids. Gene Ontology annotation, biological process: regulation of transcription by RNA polymerase II. The record is from RefSeq and is a predicted model, not a curated record.
CAGUCAACCUCCAUUCCAGAAGGUGGCAGUAAGGCAUGGCUUAGCUGUCUGGUUGCUUUGACUUUGCCUCCUACGCUACGAACAAAUUCCAUUUUCUAGCGAAACACCAUGGAACUGUUAAAUAUGUUUGAACAAGAGUGCUACAUUUUGCGGAGUUAAACAUUGUUUCAAUUCUCGUCAGACAUCAUCACGAGACUAACAUAUCUCGGUGUGUAGAGCAGUGUACCUGCUUGAGGUAGGUGUUCGGACACGAUUGUUGGAAGUUAAUCGAUUUUAGCCUAUCAACCAUGAAGUGAUGGCUGAGUAACGUUAGUGUAGGCCUACCAUUAUGCAAUGUUAUUUUCUAAACUAUGACCAAAUAUUUCGGAAAAACACUCAAGGUUUGUUGCUCCGGCUGUAGCCUAGUCAUAACACUCUGAACGGGCUCCUUUCCACCACAGGGAAGAUGGAUCUCGGACAGCCAAUGUCGAGUUCUGGCUGUAGCGUGAGUGAAACACACGAGGUUGACAUCAGACUGCUGGUGAAAGAAGAAGACAUGAAAGAGGAGGAAUAUGGUCAUAUGGUUGCAUGUCCAGAAGAAGAAGAAAAGCCAUCUGUAGAGCUUCACUGUAAAACUGAAACGGACGUCACAGACUCUAACUAUGAAUCACUACAGACAACAGUGAAGAUGGAAGCGAAGAAGGAAGAGGAUGAGCACGAUUAUCUGCUGGAAAAGCAUGGAAUACUACAAACAACAGCGGAGAUUAAAGUGAAAAAAGCAGAUGGCGAUGGAGAGCAUUUGGGAACUGGAAGGAACAUGGAUCUGGCAUUGAGCUCUGGCUGUAAUGUGGCUGAAACACACCUGGCUGACAAGAGACUGCUGGUGAAAGAAGAAGAUGUAAAGGAGGAGCAACAUGAGCAUAUGAUUGCAUGUCAAGAUGAAGAAGAAAAGCCCUUUGCAGAGGAACAUGAGCAUAUGAUUGCAUGUCAAGAUGAUGAAGAAAAGCCCUUUGCAGAGCAACAUGAGCAUAUGAUUGCAUGUCAAGAUGAAGAAGAAAAGCCCUUUGCAGAGCAUCACUGUAAGACUGUGACAGACAGCACGUUAGAGUCUUCCAUUACCUACAAUGAAACACAACAGACAACAGUGGAGAUUGAAGUGCAGAUUGAAGAGGAGGAACAAGAGCAAGAUCAUCUGCUGGGAAGUGAAUCAGAACACCCACAUAUAACACAACAGAAGAUUCAUGGACAGAAUGAUGAACUCAACCUGCUUAAACAUGCUGGAGAGAAGCCUCAUAAAUGCAUACAAUGUGGAAAAGGUUUCCCAUAUAUUUCAACUCUUAAAAAACAUAUGCUGUCUCACACUGUAGAGAAGACUUAUAAAUGUGUCCAGUGUGGAAAAGGCUUCAAAUAUAAUUCAACUCUAAAAUCCCACAUGCUAAUACAUACUGGAGAGAAGCCCCAUCAAUGCCCCCAGUGUGGGAAAGCCUUCACACAAGUUUGCUAUCUUAAAAGGCAUAUGCCAGUACAUUUGAGAGAGAAGGUUAGUCAGAAGCCAAUAGAAAAGAAGCCUAUAGAGAAGCUUCAUAAGUGCCUCAAAUGUGGGAAGGCUUUUUCACAAAUGUCAGCUCUUAACAUCCAUCAGCUAACACGCCAUACAGAAAAGCCUCAUAAAUGUGUGCAGUGUGGGUUAGGUUUUUCACUCGUUUCAAAUCUUGAAACCCAUAUGCUGUUUCACACAAUUAAGUAUCAUAAAUGUGCCCAGUGUGGAAAAAAAUUCUCAAUAUUUGCAGCUCUUCAAGCCCAUAUGCUAAUUCACAGAGAGGAGAGGCGUCAUAAAUGUGACCAGUGUGGAAAACCAUUUUCACGCCCUGCAAUUCUUAAAAAACAUGUGCUAACACAUAGAGGAGAGAAGCCUCAUAAAUGUUUCCAGUGUGGAAGAGUUUUUUUGCUAAUAUCAACGUUUAAAAAACAUAUGCUAACACAUAUGGGAGAGAAACCUCCUACAUGUGACCAGUGUGGGAAAGCAUUUUCACACCCUGCAAUUCUUAAAAAACAUAUGCUAACACAUAGAGAGAAACGUCAUAAAUGUGACCAGUGUGGAAAAGCAUUUUCACGCCCUGCAAUUCUUAAAAUCCAUUUACUAACGCAUACAGGAGAGAAGCCUCAUAAAUGUUUGCAGUGUGGAAAAGCAUUUGCACGUGUUUUAACUCUUAAAAACCAUAUGCUAACACACACGGGAGAGAAACCUCAUAAAUGUGACCUUUGUGGAAAAGCAUAUGCACACGUUUCAACUCUUCAGUACCAUAUGCUACUGCACUCAAGAGAGAAGCCUCAUCAAUGCGAAUGGUGUGGAAAAGCUUUUACACUGCUUUCAGUUCUUCAAAGUCAUAUUUUAAGUCACACUGGAGAGAAGCCUAAUAAAUGUGUCCAGUGUGGAAAAUUCAUUUCAAAUUUUAAAUCCCAUAUACUAACUCACACUGGAGAGAAGGCACAUAAAUGUGACCAGUGUGGAAAAGCUUCUCCACAAACUUCAAAUAUGAUUACGUCCCAUCUGCUACAACCUAGACCACAGAAAUGCAUCAUAAUUGUGCCCAUUGUGAAAAAACAUUUGUAAAGGGCGCAGAUCUUAAAAGCCACAUGCUUACACACACUGGAGAGAAACCUCAUGAUGUGUCCAGUGUGGAAAAACCUUUUCAGAAACUGGGACUCUUAAAUAUGUACUGUGCCAGUUUCUUACCUUGUUGGUCGGUUGGACUUCCACUGUUGUGCCCUUGAACAAUGCAUUUAACCUGUUGAGGAGUGAAUUAUUUUCCUAGCUCCUUCUAGAAUUCUUGGCAAACGAGCUAUGGAAAUCCCUAUGGUUUCUUUAAGUAUUGUUACUAUAAUAAUAAUAAUAAUUGUUGUUGUUAAUAUAGUUGGUAAUGUAGUGUUAUUGUUGUUGAAUUACUGUGUAGGCCUGGAUGUGAUGUGAACCAAUUUUCUUCAUGUCUUUAUUUACACUGCAAAUGUGCUGAUCUAACCAAGUGUUAUUAAUCUUUAAGAUAAAAAAGUAGUUGGUAUUGUUUUGAAUAUAAAGAGACUUGCCUUGUGCUUUUUCAGUAAAAUAAUUUUGACUUGAUUUAGUGGGCAGCUAUUUUAAGCCGUUUUAUCAAGACAAAUUUGCAGCCAACACUGGCAGUCAAAUGUGUGUAUUUUCAGUACAAGGAUGCCUAGGUUUGCCAAUCAUUUGUGUAUUUUCAGUACAAGGAUGCCUAGGUUUGCAAUCAUUUGUGUAUUUUCAGUACAAGGAUGCCUAGGUUUGCAAUCACUUCCCAUAUUUGGAGGGCUAUUUUUUUUCUUGAAUAAUCUUCUAUAUUUUACCUAGAUGUAUGUAAAUGCUUUGAAUGAAACAUGCUUUUCCAAAUUAAAAAAUAAAUGAAUAAAAAAAAUAAUUU